AUGCCCGUUCGGAUAUCGUCGCCAGCGUCAUCGCUAGAAGCUGGCCCAUCACGAAAAUCGCAGGUUCAUCGAGCACCAGCCUCAUCUGAAGAUGAGGAGGAUGAACUGAUCGAAGAGGAAGGUUGGACUAGAGAUACCUUCGAGAACAGAACGAUAAGUAAGAAUACCACAGCAGCUAUCCCUAUGCUGAGAGGAAUGAUGGACAAGUUGAAGGAUGUUAUAAGUCGUAUAGAAGAAGGAUUGGACAAUGCAAAGGAGACAGCUGUAGCUUUGGAAGAUUCGAAACAAGAUGAACCCUCUAUAGCAGAAGUGGAAACUGCUUUCUUUCGAGCUUUAGAUCAAAGACAAUUACUUCAAAUCAGGAUUGAGAUUUUGGAAGAUAUGAUCAAUCAACUCAGAGCAGGGGAAGAAUAUUCAGAUAUAGAAUCUGCUUAUCAGGAAGUGGUAACAACGAGAGAAACUGAAUAUAUGGCUAAAUCACAACGAGCGAAAUACAAGAAUUUGAAAGAAUAUGCGGAUUUCCGUUCGGCUUUAUGGGAAAUUAACCAUACGACAGCAUGUCCACCUGUAUCUCAAUGGCUUGAAAAAGAUGCGGAUGAAGAGUCGGAUGAUGAUGAUUUCGAUAUGGGUGGAGCUACUCAAAGUUAUAAAUGUCCUAUCACUCUAAUGCUUUUCAAAGACGCUACUACCAGUUCUAAAUGUGGUCACAACUAUUCUCGAGAAGCUAUAAUGAAUCUGAUAGAUAAUAUGCGUAAGGCCAAAAGAGCAUCAAAAUGUCCUGUGACGGGAUGUUCAGCUAUUCUCGAUAAGACUGAUCUGAAGGCCAAUCCAAGUCUUCAAAAACGUGCGGACGAAUUUGACAGACGUCAAAAACGUAGAGAGGAAGAGAAAGAGGAAGCUGAUGAAACUAUUGCUCUUGAAGAUGAGGAAGAUUUCGACUAA
Messenger RNA from Kwoniella shivajii, 942 nucleotides. RefSeq lists its product as uncharacterized. The transcript has 8 exons. The coding region runs from base 1 to 942 and encodes 313 amino acids. Gene Ontology annotation, cellular component: Smc5-Smc6 complex; nucleus. The record is from RefSeq and is a predicted model, not a curated record. Gene Ontology annotation, biological process: double-strand break repair via homologous recombination; protein ubiquitination; protein sumoylation. Gene Ontology annotation, molecular function: zinc ion binding; SUMO ligase activity; ubiquitin-protein transferase activity. Lineage: Eukaryota; Fungi; Basidiomycota; Tremellomycetes; Tremellales; Cryptococcaceae.